Pecten maximus is the source of this 6851-nucleotide messenger RNA. Its product is annotated as target of Myb protein 1-like. The record is from RefSeq and is a predicted model, not a curated record. Gene Ontology annotation, biological process: signal transduction. Gene Ontology annotation, cellular component: membrane; endosome. Lineage: Eukaryota; Metazoa; Mollusca; Bivalvia; Pectinida; Pectinidae. The transcript has 18 exons. The coding region runs from base 16 to 1830 and encodes 604 amino acids. Gene Ontology annotation, molecular function: ubiquitin binding; phosphatidylinositol binding; clathrin binding.
UUCAUCUUUGGCAAAAUGGCCGCUAUCUUCGGAGGAAAUCCUCUGGUCACACAAAUAGGCCAGAAGAUAGAGCGAGCUACAGAUGGAUCCCAGGCAUCAGAAAAUUGGGGACUCUUUAUGGAAGUCUGUGAUAUGAUCAAUGAGACUGAUGAAGGUCCUAAGGAUGCUAUCAAAGCCAUUAAGAAGAGACUUUCACAAAACGUUGGUAAAAACAAUGUCGCCAUCAUAUAUACUUUGACGUGUCUGGAGACAUGUGUAAAGAACUGUGGUAAGAGGUUCCACCAGCAUGUGGCCAACAAAGAUUUUCUUGGAGACAUGGUCAAAAUCAUUGGUCCUAAGUACGACCCUCCACAGGCACUCCAGGAGAAGGUCCUGUGUCUGAUACAGACUUGGGCGGAUGCCUUCCGUGGUAUCCCUGAGCUGAGAGAGGUGGAGAAGGUAUACCACGACCUGAAAAGUAAGGGUAUAGAGUUUCCCAUGACUGACCUGGAUAGCAUGGCUCCCAUCCAUACUCCAGCAAGGACACAUGGUGAUGUAGAUCCAGGACUCAACAGGAUGAGGCCUGCCAGUAGUACAAGAGCUGCCAAAUAUAUGGUAGCUGAUGAUCUAGAGCCUCGAAUGGCUCCUGGAAUGAAUCCUGGGAUGGUUCCAGGAAUGGCUCCAGGAAUGGUUCCAGGAAUGGCUCCAGGAAUGGCUCCAGGAAUGGCUCCAGGGAUGGCUCCAGGGAUGGCUCCAGUGCCUGUCCAGCCGGCAAUGCCUCCCCAGAUGCCCCCUCAGCCUGUACACACAGCACAGACAGGAGGGCCUAUCAAUCCCACCAUAGACCAGAUGACAAAGUUAAAAAGCGAGCUGAAUGUGGUGCAGGGUAACAUUCGUGUGAUGGGCGAGAUGCUGAGUGAACUGUCACCAACCAAUGUCGACCCCUCUGACCUUGAACUUCUACAGGAACUGAAUCGCACCAAUCGACAAAUGCAACAAAGACUGGUGGAUCUCCUGGAUAAAAUAGCCAAUGAAGAAAUAACAAAUGAACUUCUUCGGAUUAAUGAUGACAUCAAUAAUGUGUUCCUGCGAUAUGAAAGAUUUGAAAAAUAUCGGACUGGACAAACUGGUCAGCAAGCCAGUCAGCCUGGUAGCCAGGUGUCGCCUGAGCCUUCCCCUCAGGACUCCACCUCACCCCCAUCUUAUGACCAGAUUGUCACCGGAGGCUCCAACCAGGGAAGUGCGGGACCCCGUGUUGCUAACCUCAUCGACCUUGGACCAGAGAGUUCAUCAACAGGCCUCAGUUCUCAGUUCUCUGACAUGGGACUAGGAGCUGGAAGUGUAAGCAACACCCUUGGCCAACUUAACACAACAGCAACCACCAACAGUACCCAUCCUUCCUCCGACGACUUUGACAUGUUUGCCCAAUCACGUCAGUCAUUCGACCAGAAUAAAAAAGCAGUGGGAACAUACUCCAACCAGAGAGAUGAUCAGUAUGGAGGAGGACUUAGCCAAGCUGUCAAUGCCAAAGUAGCCCCUGGGCUAGAUGAUGCUGAGGAGGUGUUGAAGCCUGUUAAUCCAUCGUCUAAGUUGCAAGAUCGGGAAAAUGAUUAUGAUGAAAUGGAACAAUGGUUGACUGAUGAACAGAGGAAAGAUUUAGAAAACACAAGAAGCAAGCCACAAGAAUCCAUCACUAGUUCAGAAUUUGAUGAGUUUUUGGCAGAGCGAGCGGCAGCCGCUGAUACCCUCCCCAGCAUAUCGGCACAAACUGGUCAACAGCCGCGCUCUGUGAACCGCAAUCGCCAGCUAAAACAGAAGGACGAGGACGAGAAUCCGUUGUUUGCUCUGUAGUUAAAUAUCUGUGUGGAUGAGAAUGUAUGUAAAUACUUAUUGUAAAAUCUCCCUGGAAUUCCUUUUAAAAAUCUAGAAUUUUAAUACUGUCAUGAACUGAUAUAUAAGUAUACUUAUUAUUUUUUGAAACUGGUAAGAAUGUUGAUAUAAGAAAGCCUGUAUUGUUGGCAGAAACAUUAUAUCUUACUUAAGAUGUGUGGAUCAGUGUGCUGAAAUUUUCAUAGUCACUGAAUCUACUCCACCAAUCAAAAUGUAAAACAUAGAAUUAUUCAAAAUAUCAGGAAAAAAGAAAGACUUCUAGAAGGAAACAUAGAUAGAUAUACCAAGAUUGUCUAUAGUUACUAUAAUUAGGCAAGGAUAGGCCUAGGAGGGAGGGGCAUGGAGUGUGGGAAGAAAGUAGUAGAUGAGAAGUGGAAGGAGAGGGAUGAAGGAAGUAGAGUGUGUCUGUGUCCAGUUGUCUGUGUUUUGGUCUGUCUUGUCACCACCGGUGUGUGAGUAGAGAGAUUUUGUGUCCUAGCUGGGCAUCAAAUGCUGCUUAUCUAACAAGCAUGCAAUAUCAUGUCCUGAUAGUAGGACAAUCUCUUGGUUGUUUAUUUUUUUUUAUGUUUAUUUUGAUUCUAUAAUAAUCACACAUAAAUGUGUAGGAAGUUUGUUUUUUAUUUAUCUUGUCAUAAAUCAAGUGUCAUAAAUUAUUUAAGACUAUACAUGUAUCCCGUAAUGAAUUUCUAUUGCAUGAUGCAAAUAAUGAGUUUUGCAAUAUAUUGAAAUCAUCCACAUCUGCUACCUAUGUUUAGGGUGAGUGAUGGGAGUGUAUGGACAGGAUGGAGACAGUGUGUGGUCUUUAUCAGCUCAGAGUGCCUAGAUAAAUCUCUUGUUAUAUGUGAUAUUAUUACCCAGUAGAAUAGGUAGUGUUUGAAUUAGAUCAGUUAUAAAUCAAUUGUACUAGAAAAAUAGUCUUGAAAAAAGGAUAUACUGCAAGUGUGUGCAACCCUGCUCGCAAUGGUCCUGCAUUCAUUGUACUAAAAAUGUACUGUAACCAUGCUCUCGAGGCCAUGGAUUCAUUUUACUGAUUUUCUGCAUUCAAGCAUUCACUAUGGUAUAUUAUGAAUAAACUGCAGUCAUGCUCUCGAGGUCUUGUAAUUGAAAUUAAAGUUAAAGUUCUGCAUUAAAACAUUUAAGCUUUCAUUUAUUUAAUAUGUAGUCAUGUACUCUGCUUUGUAAUCAGUUUGUCUAAGAUAUUUUUGUUUAUGUGUCAUUUUGUAUGUGGCUACAAAACCUUUUACAGUGUGAAAAGUAUUACAGCCAACUACAAAAUAGUCUGCAUUCAUCAACCAUCAGAUUUGCAGGUACAGCAAUCAAAUAAUGUUGGUGCCAUUAUUCUAUUUAAAGUGUUUAUUUUUAAAUUAAAAGAAAGUAAACAAAAUUCAACUUACAUAUAUAUCAUAUGAUAUUAGAUCCAGAGAAGGUACAAUUAUAUACUCUAUUAUUUAGCUUACAUCAGGUUAGUAUAUCCUGCCCAUUAAAAAUUAUCUUAGGUUUGAAUGCUGACUGCCUACCUUAUUUUGGCUAAUACUUUUCAUCUACAUUUGCCAAAUUUUGCAUGCAAUAAAUGUACCUCUUGGGCUGGCAAAAUGUUGUAUACUAAGAUUUGGUCUCAUAGUGUCCAAUCUUACAUGUAUACAGAGUUUUACUGUUACGUGUACAUAAAGUGACAUUGUAGCCUACAAUUUUCAAGUUUUGUUUGCAAAUACCUCUUCAUAUUGGAGAGUGGUGAGAAGUGAAAUUGGUGACUACACUUACUUCACACACAACAAUUAUGGCCCUUUGAUGACCGAGAGUAACCUCUUCUGGUCUCGUAUGUCAUUGUUAAUGAAUAUUUUGGAGUAUUAUUGUGUCACAAACUGAAAUCAUUGUUGUGUUUUAUAUGGCCUUUAGCUAACCAAACAUCAUUAUGACAAGGACCUAACACAUACAAUUUCACUUGUUGUUCAAUUUAUGUGUACAACUUAGGAAGAUGGGAAAAUCCCAUACUAAAAUCAGUAGACUAUUACAGAGUUUUUGACCAUUGUUAAUUUUUUAUAUAGAAGAUAUUUCAGAGAUGAGUGGCUUUGGACUGUUUACAACAACUUUAUCUUGAUUUGAUGUGUUAUAAAGUUGUAAGCUGGGUAUGGAUAUUUUUGUACAGUUUGUAUUUUCGAAAUACAAUGUUAUUGUUUAUCAAUAAGGUAAGGAUGUUAUUAUAUCAAGCAAUUAUAAUACUGUCGCAAAGUGUAUACAUCCAAAUCUCCUGUUUAUCGUAAAAGGUGUUUUCUCUGUUGUUCUCGUUACUCAAAAUCAUGCUAAUUGGAACAUAUUCAGAAUCAUUGUUGGGUCAUGUCCUUCUAUACUUCUGGUUUCCGUUCUGUAUAUGGGAAUACAAAAAAUAUGUAUUUUUUGAAUCAACAACAUCAUUUACGAUGUAGCUAACACAUUUAUUGUCUAAAUUUUGUCUAUGAUAUUAUUCCCACUCUGUUAACUUGUAUGACAACAGUGCCGAAAAUGUUCUCAUCUUCAAAUUUCAGCCAAGCACAACAUUAAUGGAUAUGGUAUUUCCAUAUUAAACCAGAAUAUUUUACAGAAACACAUGGUAGUUUAUCUGUACACAAGUACUCAUACAGAUAACAGGGCUGCAUACAUUUAUUUGGUUGGAACAGUCCAGGUGGUAUACAAAGUAUCUGAUCUGAAUGGCACUUGACUGAUCAGAUAGUUAAGUGUUCAAAAUGGGCUGUUUUGACAUUGUUUUCUAUCAAACAAAAAGCAUGUUGAGUGUUUUGGCUAAAUACACACUUGAAGUAUAUACAUUGUCACAAUUUACAAUGUAUGUUUACUCCAAUCUAUCCUAUUAUCACAGCGGCCAGAUUCUCAUGAUACUAAAGUAUAAUGAUUAUUGAUACUAGCUAGAAUUUCAACAUGACAAAUACGAUGUAUAACACCUACCUCUACAAAGGGUUACAAUAUGACUGUUUCAGUAGAACAUUUUGAUAAGGUACCUUUCCUAUUAUAGCUGUGAAAUCCUUAUUGGUAUUUUUUUAGUACAUUGUACUAGGUCACGACUCCGCCUUUAUUAAAGUGCCCUGUACUGUUUAAACCCAUAUUUGUAACCUUUCCUUGAAACUGUGGAACUUAAUACAUGUCCAGCAGUGCUGAUAAAUUAUCGAGUUUGGUUUUAUGAUGUAGAAUGAUCAUCUAUACGGAGUUAACGGCAUAUAUUUAAAUAGUUGUUAGAUUUGUCUUCUUUUUUUUUUACUACAACCUAAGAUUAAUUUGCCUUAUUUUGUCUGAAAUCUUUAAUAUUGAAUUACUGAUUCAAUCAGUUUUACAUUGUAUUUGGUACAUCAUCCAUGUGUAAUCAAAUAAGGUUAAAGGUCAUGUGGACUACAGUACAAAUCUCUGGAAAGCUUGUUGGUAUCUACUUCAGCUAGCUAAAGGUCUCUGGCUAUUUUUCGGUACUGACAGUACCUGUCCUAACUUUCUCGCCCUGUUAUCCUCUUAACAUUGUUGGAGUAGUUGAUAUCUUAUUCUCCUGUAUGUUUAAAUGACUUAUAGAAUUCAGUGUACAUGAGGGUUACAUCAACAUUUCACCUGAGUAUAAGUCUGUGAGUGUAGGUACACAGAUAGGUAUCUUGUUGUGAUAUUUGGUCUGUCAUCCCCAAAGGUUGGAGAUUCAUAUUUAGUUUCCUGUAGGGGUCACUACAGAACCUGUUCUAUUGUUAUACAUAUAUGGUUAUCUGUUGGUCACAUCAAUUUGUACGUUAAAUUGUUAAAUUUAUUGGUGUUGUAUAUAUACCCCUGGACCUGUAGGUUCAGUAAAGUAAUUACUACAGCAUGUUUAUUAGGUCCUGUCAACCAAAGAAAUUAGUUUGUAGAAAACAUACAUUGUUACAUAUGUUUUAUCAUAAGAAUGUUACUUGCAUUGGGGCACAAAGGACGUUUGUUUCCAGGGCUUCUUCAUUAACACCUCUAUCUUCUCCAUCAUCUCAUUAAGGGGUUUCCACUCCUGCUUUAUAAUAUUUAGAUAAAUUCAUACAUGGGAAAUCUAUAAUGGAAUUAUUGUAGAUUUUAAGAAAUUAAGGAGCUCCAUCAGGGUGUGGAGAAACAUAAUUAAGGAGGCCUAGAAACGUAUUGCUGAUAAAAGGCCGAUGACUGAUAUAAAUGAUAUAUAACUGAUGUGAUUUACUUACAAUUCUGGGGUGUGAUAGAACCUGUAUUGGAAUAAGCAUGUCUUACUGUAGUUUGUGAUUGGAGUUUGACUGAGGAGUGGGGUGGUUUUCCGGUCUACCUUUUGGGAAGUUGUCCUGAAUACAAAAUAGAUAACUAAGAUCGGUAACUUGUUCAGUUUCUGGCCUGUUUUGCAGUGUGUCGUUAUACACGGUAAACUUGACUGAUGCACAUAUUGUGGACCCCUGUAGUUUCUAGUAACAUUUUGUUAGAACCGUGGUGAUUUAAGUGUAUAACACUUGGCUAGCACAAUAUGCUCACAGUAUAUCGAUCAUACCUCUGCUAGUUUUAUUACGCCACUAUCGUGUAUAGUAUUUUCAAAUAAUAGUAAUUUUUUUUAAAUAUGAAUUGGUAUAUAUGUAUAAUAAUUUUGGGAGAAUUGCCCAAAUAUUUAUUCUGUUUAAAAAGUACAUUUUCAGAUGGAUGUUGAUGAUAUGUUGCUUUUGGACAAAUUUACCUUUUGGACUUGUUACAGAUUUGCUUGAUUCUUGGUUGACAUUGAGACAGAAGUUUCACAGAAAACCAUUGAGGCAGUUGUAAUGUUAAUCGUAGUAAAGUGCUGUGUAUGAUGAAUCCUCAAUGACUGUUUGUAUUGCUCCUGUAGUAUGUGAUUGUCACUGUUCAGAACAAAUUACACUGCUGGGCAUCAGCCCAUAAAUCACAAUCUAAUCACACUGCAGGUUCUUGUGAAAAUGUGUAUAUAUGCAGAUAAUACUGUAUAUUAAUGUAAACCUAUCGUCAAUAAAUAUUAACUAAGAUUUAUA